AUGGACUCGAGGCAGCCUCAACAACAUCCGUACUCGCGCAACGGCGCGUCACCGUUUGGCCGACCGUCUUUCACCCCGGCCCCGACCACGGGCGCAUCUCAACCACCGUAUGCGUCAACAGUCGGGUCGCAUCCCCCGUAUGCCGACGCGCACGCGCGCAAACCGUCUGAUCCUCCGUCAUACUACCCUCCGAGCCGACAAUACCCCCCCGAGCACGGUGCUGGGCCGAUGCCCAACUCGACCCAUUCGCGACAUCAAAGCACAUCCUCGAUCACGUCCGGUCCGACGAUGACGCGUGGCAUGCCGCCGCCCAACUCGCCACCCCAACAACAACAGCAGGGUCAAGGCCCAAGCGACCAUCGAAUGGCAGGGCCGUACGGGCUGCCCCAUCCGCGGCCGCCCCCGGUCUCUGUUGGGCCCCCGACGACAUUCCCACGUGGUCGGGAGCUUCCGGCGCUAGAUUCGCUCUCGCGGGCCGCCAGCUCAGGAAGCAGCAUGUCGAUAUCCUCGAUGCUGGGUGGACCACCACCUGCCCGGGACCCGGGUGCGCCUGCCUCACAAUAUCCUCCCGGUCCAGCGUCGAGUGGCCCCGGACCCUCCCCUUAUAACCCGGCCAUCCAUGCGUCUCCUCGGCCGCAGCCGUCUACAGCACCCGACUAUCAUCAUCCUUACCGACGACCGCAAACACCUGAGCAUCACCGCCUUUACGACAACCGUGACCCCCGCGAUCCGAGAGCCGCAUCGGCUGCUUCGCCUGGUGCGUAUCAAUCGACACCGGAGCUACAACGGUACGGCACGCCGCAGGCCUACGGGCAACGAGGACCCCCGAUAACACAACCCGAGCAAGGCAGGGAGUCAGGGCGUCUGUCAGGAGGUGCCGGUGGGCCAAGGCCGAUGAGCCCGCCGAGACAGUACACAAACACCGCCGGGCCUCGGCCCGGUGAGUCAGCGAGGCCGCCGCCAGAGGUAUACGGACACAGAGAAGAAGUUCGAGUUUCGGGAGAAGAGUACAACCCGGAGCGCCCUAUCCGGGCUAUAAAAUACGAAGACCAACGGUAUCUAUCCGACAGAGAGCGGCAAGAGCGGGAACGACAAGAGCGUGAAAUGGACCUUCGUGAACGCGAAUUUCGCGAGCGGGAGUUCCGCGAGAGAGAGUUUCGCGAAAGAGAGCGUCGAGAGAUGGGCAUGGGCGGCGCAGACCCGUCUCGUGGGCACGGGGGGCACCCGCAGGAGUAUCCACGUCCGAUCGACCAACGAGCAGCGCAGCAGCAGUACAGUCGCCCGCCCGACCCGAGAGACUGGACCCGGCCUGGCUUCGAGCCAGCACGUGCUCCAUACGACCCGACCAUGCACCCGCAGAGACAUCAAGAUUACCCACCGAAUGCAGCGCCACAUUAUAACGGAGCUCCUCGGUACGGGCCGGGCCAUCCGGACCAACAUCACCCGGCCCCGCACCCGCAUCACCAACAUGGCCUCCAGCAAGCCCCCCCUCAGCCGCAGCAGGCCUACGAGUCUCCGGACCGCCAGCGCAUGGGGCCGAUACACAUGGACCGCGCGCACUCACAGCAGGGACCCCUGCGCAACCGAGAUGAGGCCGCGGUUCCACCGCCUUCGGUGGCAUACAGCCUAGGGCCCAUGAGCCACGAACCAGCGUCGAGAAUGCGAAGAUUUGAGGACUCGGGUACACCCACGCAGGCGAGCCAGCGCAACCUUUUGGCUGUGCAGGAAAUGAACCGCAAAGGACGGAUCUCUCCACUUCCGCAAGCGGUACAGGGUGCGCAACCACAGCUGGCAGGCCCAGCCGGGGAGCCGGGCAUCAAGAGCGAGUUUGGCCGUAUGUUUUCUGGUAUAGGAACCGGAGUCGGCACUCUCUCGAGUCCUGUGCCCGCUGGCGCCCAGCUGGCGUAUACCAACACUGGGUUGAUACGUCAAGAAGAUCCAGAGGUUGCGCCCGAGCCUCCAGUCGAGACGACAAAGGCCCCCGGCCGUGGCAAGCGUAGGAAGUUGAAGGAGGAGGAUGAAGAGGGGAGUUCCGCGCCGACGCCUGCGAGUGGACGGGCGAAGAAGCCCAAGGGGCAUCACCAUCACCAUCAUCAUCACCACCACCAUCAUCACAACCUGGAGCAAGCGCCCUCGCCGGCCGUUCAAGGCGGUGCUGCGUUCCGAAAUGUCAAGGGGUCCACCCCAGUUGCAUCCCCUACUGGUAUGGCGAAAGAUCUGCCCGGCGGCCACCACCACCAUCAUCAUCACCAUCACGCACCUCUCCGUUCCCAGCCUAACACGCACCCAGUUCCCCCUCCCCGCAGCCCGUCGCCUAUUAUCCUGCCGAAGCCCAGCCAGGCUAUCUCGUCCCGUGCGGUGUUGGAUAGCGUAGCCGACCGCCCGCGACUGCACCUCGGCGAUGUGGUGUACGAGGUCAAGCUUAAGCAGGCUCGACAACAAGAUGCCCGAACCGGCCGACCGCCCCGAAGCGGGUACAAGUCGACACCUGUGCCACUUCCCUGGGCUCUUAUUGAGGGCAAGGAGAAUUCUACGCUGACCGUCAAGAUUGGUAAAGAGCAUCUGGCACCCGCGGCUCGCGAAGAAAUAACGUCGAGACGCGCGCUUUGGGGCACAGAUGUGUACACGGACGAUUCUGAUGUGAUCGCCGCCUGCAUCCACGCUGGGUGGAUUCGGGGCGAGUGGCCGGAGGAGGUGGAUAUUAACAUGUUGGGCUUGGACCAAGGAUAUAGCGCGUCCGAUGUCCGAAACGUGCUCAGCAGCGGCCAGGCUAACGGCAAAGGCGCCAAGUCGCAGCCUCAGCUGGGAUCCCUCAACUCGACCUCACUAACUGAGCCUCCCAAGGAUGGCCCGAUGCCAGUUCCGGAGAACCGCGACCUGCACGUCACGCUUCUCAUCCUGCCCCGCUUAGAAAAGUACGCCUCGACCACCCGCUUCGGCAUCAAGUCCCGCGAGUUUGGCGGUCCCACCAACGACGAAGACCCACGCCAGCGCGCUGUCCACGACGGCGUCAGUUUCAUGGUAGUAGGCGUGCGGUGGGUGACCAAUGGCGGAGCGCCGCAGAACCGGCUGCGUGGGAAAGCGAGACGGGAGCGUAUCCGCAAGGCGCUGGCGGAGGUAGAGAUGACACCUGCUUGGAUCAGCCGGCCGGUCAGCGGGUCCGGGUGCGAGAUCCGCCCGGACAAGCGAGACGCAGCGCUAGGCUGGUGGAAGCAGAAUACGAGUCGGACGCCGAGUGAGGGGGAUAAGGAGAACCUGGAUCCGGCUGGGAAAGGGAAGGAUGAGAAGGUCGCUAAGGAAGGCCAAACGGGAGAGGGGGGGGAGAUGAGCGAAGAAAAGGAGCAGGAACCUAAGGCUACCGAGGAGGCACCGACUGAACCCCCAAAGGAAACUACCGAUAAUACUACCACGCCAGUGGCCGAUAAGGACAAGGACCUCAACGAAACCCCGACAACAAGCGAAGUAGCGAAGGAAACGGAGAAGGAGAAGGAACCGGAACCGCAACCCGAGCCACAACCCGCCAACGAGGCCGCAGAACAGGAUAAGGACAAGACGACGGAUCGUUCAGCGGAAAGCGCAGACCAUGACGAAGAAAUGGGCGAUGCGCAGCCUGAGAAGACUGCAGACGCUUGA
Dichotomopilus funicola is the source of this 3633-nucleotide messenger RNA. RefSeq names its product protein split ends. Gene Ontology annotation, biological process: RNA splicing. Gene Ontology annotation, cellular component: precatalytic spliceosome; ASAP complex. Gene Ontology annotation, molecular function: RNA binding. The record is from RefSeq and is a predicted model, not a curated record. The coding region runs from base 1 to 3633 and encodes 1210 amino acids. The transcript is spliced from 2 exons. NCBI's taxonomy places the organism in Eukaryota, Fungi, Ascomycota, Sordariomycetes, Sordariales, Chaetomiaceae.